Messenger RNA from Puntigrus tetrazona (Sumatra barb), 6335 nucleotides. It is a transcript of the gene kcnt2b, whose product is annotated as potassium channel subfamily T member 2. Gene Ontology annotation, biological process: potassium ion transport. Gene Ontology annotation, molecular function: intracellular sodium-activated potassium channel activity. Gene Ontology annotation, cellular component: membrane. The record is from RefSeq and is a predicted model, not a curated record. The transcript has 29 exons. Bases 342 to 4109 code for a protein of 1255 amino acids. NCBI's taxonomy places the organism in Eukaryota, Metazoa, Chordata, Actinopteri, Cypriniformes, Cyprinidae.
GCCCGCCCCUCAAAAUAGCACAUGCCUCAAUCGAUACCGGACAAUGGCGAAAUAAUGCGCUGCAGCAAUAACUGGCAACUGUUGCAGCCGAUGUGAAAGCGCUUGUGUCAGCGAGGAUGUCCGGGCGGGCGCUGCGUCUCGUGUCGGCGCGCGCUGAGCUCGGGGAGGCACCAGUUGCUCUGGCGCUGCGGCGGAUCUAGACCCGCGUCUCCCGUUCCCGAGUGAUGACGACGCUCUCCGUGCGCGAGCCACCCGAAGCGAUCGCGGCGGAGGGAUAGACGAGGUCGAAGGCGUUCGCGUUUCCGCCGCCGCCGUUGAUCUGCGCGCUUUGCUGAGCGACCAUGGUGGAGCUGGAGAAGGAGGUUCUGCCGCUGCCGCCGCGGUACCGGUUCCGAGACCUGUUGCUCGGGGACUGGCAGACCGACGACAGAGUGCAGGUAGAGUUCUAUGUGAAUGAAAACACUUUCAAGGAACGCCUGAAGCUGUUCUUCAUCAAAAACCAAAGAUCCAGUUUGAGAGUGAGACUCUUCAACUUCUUCCUGAAGGUUCUGAGCUGCCUGCUCUACAUCGUACGAGUCCUGCUAGAUGACCCCCGGGAAGAGAGAGACUGUCCUGGCUGUCUCAGGCAGAAUGCCUCUGCCCACAACAGAAGCCAUUUUGACUGGUCCCUCAUUAUUUGGGUGAACAGGCCUCUACCACUCUGGGCUCUUCAGGUGCUUGUUGCAUUCAUCAGUUUUUCAGAGACCAUGUUGCUGGUGUACCUCAGCUACAAGGGCAACGUUUGGGAGCAAGUGUUGCGCAUUCCGUUCGUUCUGGAGAUGAUCAGCGCCGUUCCUUUCGUGAUCACUGUGAUUUUGCCCUCCCUCAGAAACUUGUUCAUUCCUGUUUUCCUGAACUGCUGGCUGGCCAAACACGCUCUCGAGAACAUGAUUAAUGACCUGCACAGAGCAAUUCAGCGAACGCACUCUGCCAUGUUCAACCAGGUGCUCAUCCUCAUCAGCACCCUGCUCUGCCUCAUCUUCACGUGUAUUUGUGGUAUUCAGCACUUGGAACGAGCAGGGAACAACUUGACGCUCUUUGACUCUCUGUAUUUCUGUGUUGUCACCUUUUCUACGGUGGGAUUUGGUGAUGUUACACCUCAGAUCUGGCCCUCUCAGCUGCUGGUGGUCAUCAUGAUCUGUGUUGCUCUUAUUGUUCUGCCAAUACAGUUUGAGCAGUUGGCUUUCUUGUGGAUGGAGCGACAGAAGUCCGGAGGGAACUACAGCCGCUAUCGUGCCCAGACCGAGAAGCACGUGGUGUUGUGUGUCAGCUGUCUCAAGAUAGACCUACUCAUGGACUUUCUCAACGAGUUCUUCGCACACCCCAGGCUGCAGGACUACUAUGUGGUCAUCCUGUGUCCCGCUGAGAUGGACGUCCAGGUGCGAAGGGUACUGCAUAUCCCGCUAUGGGCUCAGAGGGUCAUCUACCUGCAGGGAUCUGCUCUCAAAGACCAGGACCUAAUGAGGGCAAAGAUGGAUGAUGCCGAGGCCUGUUUUAUCCUAAGCAACCGAUUUGAAGUGGACCGCUUCGCCGCUGACCAUCAGACCAUUCUUAGGGCCUGGGCCGUGAAGGACUUUGCCCCAAACUGCCCUCUCUACGUGCAGAUCCUCAAACCCGAGAAUAAGUUCCACAUCAAGUUCGCAGACCAUGUGGUUUGUGAGGAAGAGUUUAAGUAUGCCAUGUUGGCCCUCAACUGUGUGUGUCCUGCCACCUCUACCCUGAUCACCUUAUUGAUUCACUCCUCUAGAGGACAAACAGCAUCUUCAGAAGCCUUCAAGCAGCGAGCAGGCGCCUUCCAGCCCCUCAACAGGGAGGGCGGGGCUGGCUCUGUCGACCAAUGGCAGCGCACGUACCGGCGGUGUGCAGCCAAUGAGGUGCACCACAUCCGGCUGGAAGAGAGCAAGUUUUUUGGAGAAUAUCAGGGAAAGAGUUUCACUUUUGCCUCCUUUCAUGCACAUAAGAAAUACGGCGUGUGUCUGAUCGGUGUGCGCAGGAUGGACACAGCCAACAUCCUCUUGAACCCCGGGCCCUGCCACAUCAUGGGAGCCUCUGACACCUGUUUCUACAUCAACAUCUCCAAGGAGGAGAACUCAGCCUUCGUCAGGGGCCACAGAGAGCCAGUCAGGGGCCCCGGGGGAGACUCCAGAGGGGUCCCGCAGACAAUCUAUCAUGGCCUCACUCGGCUGCCAGUGCACAGUAUUAUAGCCAGCAUGGGCACGGUAGCCAUAGACCUGCAGGACUCCAGUGACAGCAGUCCAGAAGGCUCGGGCCCACCGGCUCUGGGCAGCGGGACCGUGAGCAGGAGUGGCUCCAGGACAGAAGUGGGUGGCUGCAACACUCUAGCACUGCCCGCCAUGAGUGGCUCAGGGGAGGAGAGGAGACACAGCAUCGCCCCCGUCCUGGAGGUGGUUGACGGGGUGCACAGCCCCACGUUUGACCUGCUGGGAGACCAGUCGGAGGACGAGGGAGGAGAGGAGGGGAAGGAGGAGGAGGGGGGGGAGCAGAAAGGCCAGUGGUGGGGAGCACACUGCGAAUGGGUCAAAGGCUACCCGCUAAAUUCUCCAUACAUCGGCAGCUCUCCCGCUCUCUGCCACCUCCUGCAGGAGAAAAUGCCAUUUUGCUGUCUGCGCCUGGAUAAGGCUUGCCAUCAUAUGCCCUACGAGGACGCUCGCUCAUACGGCUUUAAAAACAAACUGAUCAUCGUGUCCGCAGAAAGCGCUGGAAACGGCCUCUAUAACUUCAUCGUUCCGCUGCGGGCGUACUACCGGCCCAGGAAGGAGCUCAACCCCAUCGUUUUGCUCCUGGAGAACGUACCUGAAGCAGACUUCCUGGAGGCCAUCUGCUGGUUUCCUAUGGUUUUCUACACAGUGGGCUCCAUUGACAAUUUGGAUAGUCUUCUGCGUUGCGGUGUGACGUUUGCUGACACCAUGGUUGUGGUGGACAAAGAGAGCUCCAUGAUCGCUGAGGAGGAUUACAUGGCUGAUGCCAAGACCAUUGUUAAUGUUCAGACGCUCUUCAGGCUUUUUCCAGCUCUCAGUAUCAUAACCGAACUCACCCACCCGGCCAACAUGCGCUUCAUGCAGUUCAAAGUGAAAGACCACUAUUCUCUAGCUCUCUCCAAACUGGAAAAGAAAGAGAGAGAGAGAGGCUCUAACCUGGUGUUCAUGUUCAGAUUACCCUUUGCGGCAGGAAAGGUUUUUAGUGUCAGUAUGUUAGACACUCUGCUGUAUCAGUCCUUUGUGAAGGAUUACAUGAUCUCCAUCACCAGACUGUUGCUAGGUCUUGACUCCAUGCCUGGAUCCGGCUUCCUGUGUGCUAUGAAGAUCACAGAAGAGGAUUUGUGGAUACGUACUUACGGCCGUCUUUACCAGAAGCUGUGCUCGUCGACAGGAGACAUUCCCAUUGGCAUCUACCGCACUGAAGCGCAUAAACUGCCCGUCUCAGAGGUACCUGCUCUCCCUCAUUUUUUUGUUACCGUAGAGUUUCGAUGGAGGAAGGAGUCCACCGUGUGGUUGUCUCAGUCUCAGGUGUCCAUCACGGUGGAGGACUACGAGGAUACCCGCGAACCCCGCGAGCCUCUGCUCUGCCGCUCCGGUCUUCACCGCAACUCCACGUCGUCCGAGCCGCCCUCCUCCUCAUCCUCACAGGCCAUGGACCACCCGCUCCUGAGGAGGAAGAGCAUGCAGUGGGCGCGGCGGCUGAGUCGUAAAGGUGGGCGGGGCUCCAGCGGGGCCAAGGGAGUGGGGAGCGCCGCCGAGCGCAUCAGCCAGCAGAGACUCAGCCUGUUCCGCCGCUCUGAGAGACAGGAGCUCAACGCUCUGGUCCGCACACGCAUGAAGCACCUGGGACUCUCACCAUCUGGAUUUAAUGGGAUGACGGACCAGGGCAACAGACUGUCUUAUAUUCUCAUCAACCCUUCGCCCGACACACGCCUGGAGCUCCAUGAUGUCGUGUAUCUGAUCAGACCAGACCUUCUGUCACCAGUGCCUAACCAGGCCGGCGGUCGCAAGCCCAGCGCAGGGCCAGCGGAGGGACACAGAUUUGACACACAGGACAGCACUCAUCUAUAAACACAAUCUCCACAGGCCACCACCAGCACGAGAAGAUGGGGACGUACUUGUGUGUGUGUGUGUGUGAGUGUGUGUGCGAGUGUGUGUACGGUUGAGAGAGAGCGAGGAAUACCUCUGCAGAUGGGACUGUGAGCUAAUCUACACCGUAAAAAGUGAUCUAGCUUUUAGUUGCCUUCAAUCAGCUUUCAUGUUAAAUGUUGAACUGUUGAGAAAACGCGUUUUUUUAAGCUUUCGUUGAAUCAACUAAUGGAUACUUUUCACAAAAAAAAAAACGUCCAGAGACUGUCCAGGUCACAUCAAAUGCCAAAAAUGGAAUAAUAUAAAAAAAUAUGUUUUGCGUUAAACAAAUGAAGCCUUUUUAGGACCCUUUUGAGUUGCGUUACUACUUUUAUGACAAAAUUAAUAUAUUUGAAUCAUCAGUCACGGCGCGUUUCACAUGCUAAAAAUAUAUUCCGUUCAGAUAUGGUAAUUGUAAUUAUGUCACAAUCAUAACGGUCCUAAAAGUAGGCUUCAUUGUUUAUUAAAAAAAAUACAUUUAAAAUAAAAAAAUUAUAAAAAUACAAAAAUAAAUUAAUAUUGCCAUUCUGCUUAUUUUAAACACUUCUGGAAUUGUGCUUUUUUUUCUAUCAGUGAUGUUUUAACCUCAUGCUUUGCCCCUGUAGCACAAUAAAGUCUUAUGACUUCUAAUAUAACUUAUAUGAUCCUUACCAAACUACAUUAGCUGUGUUUAAGUAUGAUUCUGUAAAUAACAAGAGGUAGAAUGUUUCACUUAAAAGCUUAUCUGUAUCUAAAACUAUCCUAUUAAAUGUAAAAGAUAUCAGUGUAUAAAACUAAAGUAACUGUACAAACCAAUAGAGCUUUUUUUCCAAGAAGAAAAUGUCAUCUUUAAGGCACGAGUCCUCUGUAAUAUCUAGUUCUUUUAACAUUUUUCACCAAAAUGUGUGAUUCUGGUCAAGAAAAUGCUCAAGGCUUUGAUUCCCAGGAAAAAAAACACACAUAAUGAUAAACUCCAGAUAAACAGUAAAAGAUGAAAAUGUAAAUAUAUGAUUGACGUUCAAGACAAAGCGACUGGAUAGCAAACAGGGAACAUUAAAAAACGAAUAAUUUUAAAAUGCAAAAUCAAAUAUUAAUGUCUGCAUUUUUAAUUUGUCAAGAUAAUACGAAACGAACAAUAUCUGUUGAAGUCAAGGUUAAAGUCAAGGUUUAUCAAAUUAACAUCAAAAAGCUCUCCAAAGAAAAUACUGGAUUCAUUUGAAAUCACACGAAUGCCAAACUUUUGUAUAUUUAAGCAACAAAUCACUUUUUACAGUGUAAUCUAAUCCUUAUUUUCUUACUAAAGGACUUUCCAACGCAUGGACCUUUGAAAAGCUCAUUUACAUUUGAUUUAUGCGUCAAAUUAUUUUUGAUGCCAGACAGCCGAGGCCACAUAAGUGCAUUUAUGAUGUAACAUGUAUUAGUCUCUGUGCAUGUGAGUGUAUGUUGAAUAGCCAGCACUGCCAAUCUUGACUUGGACCGCCAAAGGAACACGCUGCCAAAUGUCUGUGGACGGGGGUUUGUUCUCUGUUGCUCUCUGUCAUGCACAUUCAGUGUCUGUCAGCCGCUCUGAGGAUCCCGAGAUUCAUCAAGCCGUAUCAGAAAGGCAGUGCUUGUACAUUUUGUGAACGUUUUCCACGUUUUCUCAUUCCCCAAACUCUCUCUGGACUUGCAUAUUGCUUUUGCAAGCUGCCAAAAAGGAUCUUAUUAAAUGGCCAUUGGACCAAAUGAAUGAUCCACAGUCUUUCUCAUUCUUUUGCCGCGACAUCUGUUGGUUAUUCCCAGAGGAGGCUUUAGAAACAAGCCUUCUGUGUCUUCAAUGACAUUUUGAAGUCAGCGUCUUUAAAGAAAAUUUAAUUCUUUCUGUAAAAUGGUUUAAGUCUCUGUUUGAUGUUUGCUUUGAUAAGAUCAUCUGUUCGGCUUUGGGUUUGUGGGUUUAUUUGUUUUAUUCCCCCUACUACUGAGAUGUUUCUGCCUUCACCAAGGCUGUUUUUGUCAUUCGUCAGUGAAAUAUCCUGUUGCUGGCAUGCAUGCUAAAGAACAUGCAUGUAAAGACCAAGGAUUUGUUUGUCCUGCCAUGAAGUACAGGAGUGAGCGAGAAUGUACCGUCAUGCAGCUCUGUGUUUACGAUGCACUUUUGCCUUGAUUCGGUGCCAUUCAAACACACGAGCGUAAUAAAAACAACCAAACCGA